UUGUGUUUUGUAUGUGUGUAGACUAGAAUUCGAAGCAGCCGGCCCGUGUUUUGCUCUGAGAUUCACUACACUCACUCCUUGCUCUCUCGUCUAUUUAUCUAUGGAGGAGAAGGGUCUGUCAUCACUCAUCAGUGUCACUCAGAUCGUGCCGGUGUAAUAGAUUUUGUGUUUCGUUUCACUUGAUUUUUGGUACACUGUGUCGUGUGUGACUGUGAGUGUCACAGUGUGGUGAGAUUUUUGUACACAAAAAAACACACGGAGAGAGCAGAGAGAAAGGAGAGAUGCCACCGACGCUGUCCGAAGAUGAUUGCCGGUCCGGAAGUUUGUCAGGAGGCGUGGCAGCCCAGAUUACUCAGACAUUGAAGGAGCGUAUCAUGAUCUUUGAUGGAGGGAUGGGAACCAUGAUCCAGGGACUUCACUUUGAUGAGGAGGCCUUCCGUGGGGAGAUGUUCAAGGAUCACCCCAAGUCCCUCAAAGGAAACAACGACAUUCUUGUCUUCACUCAACCGGAGGCUAUCUACAAAAUUCACAAGGACUAUUUGGAGGCGGGUGCAGACUUUGUUGAAACAAAUACCUUCAGUGGAACAAGAAUUGCUCAGGCAGACUAUGGCAUGGAGAAUAUGACCUACAGGCUAAAUAAAGUGGCUGCGGAGCUGGCCAAGCGGGCUACCAGUGAGGUGGCUGCGGCUACAGGUAUACCUCGCUAUGUGGCUGGUGCUAUGGGACCUACCAACAGAACACUGUCAAUAUCACCAUCAGUAGAGAACCCAGAUUUCAGAAACAUAACAUUCGAUGAGCUUGUAGAGGCGUAUUCUGAGCAAGCUAGGGGGUUACUCGAUGGUGGCGCGGAGAUUCUGCUAGUUGAAACAAUCUUUGAUACACUCAACUCUAAGGCAGCCUUGUAUGCUAUUCAACUGCUGUUUGCUGAACAGUACCAACCUGUACCGAUCUUUAUAUGUGGGACGAUAGUUGACAAGAGUGGAAGAACUCUGUCAGGUCAGACAGGAGAAGCGUUUGUGAUAAGUGUGUCUCAUACAAACCCUUUGUGCCUAGGUUUAAACUGUGCUUUGGGAGCCACUGAAAUGAGGCCAUUCAUAGAGGCAAUCGGAAUGUGCACACCAUCGUAUGUUAUAUGCUACCCAAAUGCAGGACUCCCAAACACGUUUGGUGACUAUGAUGAAACCCCAGAGAUGAUGUCUGGUCACCUGGCUGGGUUCGCUCGAGACGGCCUGGUGAAUAUCGUUGGUGGAUGCUGUGGCACCACACCGGCACACAUCAAGGCAAUCGCUGAUGCCGUCAGGCCUUAUAAACCCAGGAUACCUCCCAUGGAGGUCUACCCUGAAGCACAGCUCUUAUCAGGUCUGGAACCGAUGGUUCUUGGAAAGCACACACUGUUUGUUAAUAUUGGUGAGAGAUGUAACGUGGCUGGCUCAAGGAAAUUCGCAAAACUAAUAACAAACGGUAACUAUGAGGAAGCACUGAGUAUAGCCAAGGCCCAGGUGGAAGCAGGAGCGCAGGUACUAGACAUUAACAUGGAUGAGGGAAUGCUGGAUGGAGUGAAAGCAAUGACAAAGUUUGUUAACCUCAUCUCAUCAGAGCCUGAUAUCUGUAGAGUACCAUUGUGCAUUGACUCCUCCAAGUUUCAGGUAAUUGAAGCAGGUCUUAAGUGCACCCAGGGGAAGUGUAUUGUGAACAGCAUCAGUCUGAAGGAAGGGGAGAAGGAUUUCUUGGAGAAAGCUCAGACUAUCAAGAGGCAUGGAGCUGCUGUUGUUAUUAUGGCGUUUGAUGAAACUGGACAGGCUGUUGAAGUAGAUCGAAAACUUGAGAUCUGCUCCCGAUCUUACCAUCUGCUCGUGGAUAAACUGAAAUUCAACCCGAAUGACAUCAUAUUUGACCCUAACAUCCUGACUAUAGCCACUGGCAUGGAGGAACACAAUGAAUAUGGCAUCAACUACAUCAAGUCAACGGAGCUUAUUAAGAGAACCCUUCCUGGAUGUAGGAUAAGUGGUGGAUUGUCCAAUCUGUCGUUUUCAUUCCGUGGCAAAGAGAAGAUUCGAGAGGCUAUGCACAGCGUAUUCCUUUAUCAUGCCAUCAAGGCCGGCAUGGACAUGGGUAUAGUCAAUGCAGGUAAUCUACCUCUGUAUGAUGACAUUGAACCCAAACUUCUUAGACUAUGCGAAGAUCUGCUUUGGAACAAAGACCCUAACACUACAGAUAAACUACUGGAUUAUGCUCAGACACUGGGUAAAGAUGCUAAGAAAGGAGUCAUAGAUGAGAGCUGGAGAAAUGGAACCGUUGAAGAGAGACUGGAAUAUUCCCUUAUCAAGGGUAUUGAUAAGUACGUUGUUGCUGACACUGAAUUGGCCAGGCAGAACUCUGUCCUCUACCCACGAACGUUAAAUGUCAUCGAGGGACCCCUCAUGAAGGGUAUGAGUAUCGUAGGGGACCUGUUUGGAGCUGGUAAGAUGUUCCUCCCUCAGGUCAUCAAGUCAGCCCGGGUCAUGAAGAAAGCUGUCGGACAUCUCAUCCCCUUCAUGGAGAAAGAGAAAGAACUAGCAAAACAAAAGAUCAAGGAAGAAACGGGCAAAGACGUCUUGCAGGACUCCUACAGUGGGACUGUAGUGGUCGCCACCGUGAAGGGUGACGUCCAUGACAUUGGUAAGAAUAUCGUGGCUGUGGUGUUGGGUUGCAACAACUAUCGAGUGAUUGAUCUGGGAGUCAUGACCCCAUGUGAUAAAAUUCUGCAGACGGCCAUUGAAGCUAAAGCAGACAUUGUCGGCCUCUCCGGUCUGAUUACGCCCUCGCUUGAUGAGAUGAUUCAUGUUGCCAAGGAGAUGGAGCGGCUUGGAUUCAAGCUUCCACUUCUGAUAGGUGGAGCCACGACAUCUAAGACUCAUACAGCCGUUAAGAUCGCACCUUGCUACUCCGCCCCUACCAUCCAUGUACUAGAUGCUUCAAAAAGUGUUGUUGUGUGUUCAUCAUUAAUGGAUAAAGAUCAGAUUGAAGAUUUCUCAGACGAUAUUAAGGAAGAAUACGAGGAAAUCCGUGAGGACCACUAUGACUCAUUGAAGGAUCGUCGAUAUCUAUCCCUAGAAGAGGCAAGAAAAAAGAAAUGUGCGAUUGAUUGGAAAACGGAGCCAGCGCCAGUUACCCCAGCCUUCAUUGGUACCAAAUCCUUCAAGGAUUAUGAUCUGAACAGGCUGGUACCCUACAUCGACUGGAAACCGUUCUUUGACGUCUGGCAGCUGAGAGGGAAGUAUCCGAACAGAGGUUACCCCAAGAUCUUCAAGGAUAAGACAGUCGGUGAGGAGGCUCGGAAGGUGUUCAACGAUGCCCAGGCCAUGUUGGAUAAGAUUAUUAACCAGAGACUCUUACAAGCUUCUGGGGUAGUCUGUAUCUAUCCGGCCUACAGCGUGGAAGACGACAUCUACGUCUUCAAGGAGGAGAUUGGGAUUGGAGACCCUAAGGCUAUAUUCUAUGGACUAAGACAACAGGCUGAGAAGGAUUCUGGGUCCAACGAGCCUUACAUGAACCUAUCUGACUUCAUCGCACCCCGUGAGUCAGGAGUCAAUGACUACAUCGGAGCGUUUGCGGUAUCGGCAGGCUUUGGUUCCAAGGAUCUAUGUGAGAAAUAUGAGAAGGAGUAUGAUGACUAUAGCAUCAUCAUGGUCAAGGCGCUGGCUGAUAGACUGGCAGAGGCCUUUGCAGAGGAAUUACAUGAGAGGCUGAGGAAGGAAUUCUGGGGAUACGGUAAUGAAGAGCUCUUGGAAACACAAGACCUUCUGAAGAUCAAAUAUGAGGGUAUCCGUCCAGCUCCUGGCUACCCAAGCCAGCCUGACCACACAGAGAAGAAAACAAUGUGGGAUCUGAUGGAGGUUGAGACCAACUGUGGUAUCCAUCUAACUGAAUCCCUCGCCAUGGAACCUGCUGCCUCCGUCUCUGGUCUCUACUUUGCUCAUCCUAAAUCAAGCUACUUCGCUGUGGGCAAGAUCACUAAAGAUCAAGUUGAAGAUUAUGCCAGCAGGAAGCAGAUGGAAGUCUCUGAAGUAGAGAGGUGGCUGGGUCCUAACCUCGCUUAUGUAUCAUCCUGAUGAGGGGACAUGUUUUUAUUCCAUUAGAGUGCCCCGAAUUUGCCAUGAAAACAAUGGUAAUGGUGGUUUCAGAAAGCAUUUGUAAUCUCAGAAAUCACUGGUGAUUUCAGAAAUCAUUGGUGAUUUCAGAAAGCAUUGGUGAUUUCUCAGCCGUAAGCUUGAUCUUAACAAAUGUAAAGUAGAAAGUUUAAGCCCAGCCUUAGUUGGUGUGGAUAUUUGUAGUUGAACUAUCUGGAAUCUGAACAGGGGCUUGGCAUGUUUUAGGUGAACUUUAUUUAUUUAUUUAAUUAAUUAGAUCCGGGAUAUAAAAUAAAUUGGACAUUCCAUUGGAUAAAAAAAUCAGGUCACAUAAAGUAAGAAGACUGCAACCGCUUUUGGAGUCCGAAUGCGUGUGAAUAAUGGUGAGCGUCUAGUUGCGUGUGCCAUUUGAAAAUCUUACCACACAAACAGACACCCAAAUUGGCACAUGCAAUAAGGUGAAUUGGGUUGAUUUAGCUAUGUUUUGAUUGUACAGUGUUAGUAUAGAGCACCCUUCUCCUGACAACAAUCAGAGCAUACUGAUCGAACUGUUGUGUUGUUAUACAUUGUACCACCGAUUCCUCAAUUUACUCAUGGUGUUACCGCAAGCCUCAACCAAUUUAUUUCAGGAUCUUUCUUUGCAUCAUUUUUUUUGUUUACACUGAAAAGUUAGCUUUAUUUUUUUCUUUUCGAGUGGCAGAGUUUCAUACAUUUUCGUGAAGGGUUUCUUAAUUAUAAACCUUCGGUGGUAUGUGAUAUGUAUUGUAGAAGUGUACAUAAAUAAGCAACUCAUUACUUGUUUUCAGGGGAAGAGUUGAAAAUUACUUUGUUUGUUAACUUUAUGAUUAAUGUUGGGACACAUUCAAUAAUCUAUCUUUCACUUAUUGUAUAUUUCAUUGUUCUUUUUAUGCGCUAAGAGGAUUUUGCAUUAGCCGCUUUACAAAUGUCUUUAUUAGUUUUAUUUUUAUUGUUCUCUGAAAUACUAUUUUACAUCCUUCAUAUUAAAUGCAAUGCGCUUUGUCUUAAAGCAAACUUGAAUACUCGGUUUUGAUUGGCCAAUGCAUAGCAAUAAGUGUGUGAUAUUAUCUUAUAUUGCUUGGGCCACAUCAAAUCCUGUUUUUUCAUGCUGUUCUAAUUCUGCUUAUCCUAGCUGUUAUGAGCAACGCAUUAAGUUUGCUUGAAGUUAAUUUUGUUAUCGCAUUUGUGCUUGUGGAAUACAGAAAAAUAGAGGGUGUGUGCAUCCCAUUUCCAACUCGUCCUCAGAAGCGUUAUUUUUGCCUGUAUUGCACCCUCUCUUGUGUGAUAACUAGUAUAAUGUGAUAUGCAAAAUGUUUGAACUGUUGAGGUUUAUCAGCACACCAGCUCCAAAGACUAACUUGAUUCAACCUUUUCAAAAUUAAUAUUAUUUUUUAAAGGCUGUGGGUUCGAAUCUCACUGGAGUAAUAUGCCUGUGAUUUUUGGC
Messenger RNA from Asterias rubens (European starfish), 5571 nucleotides. Its product is annotated as methionine synthase-like. Lineage: Eukaryota; Metazoa; Echinodermata; Asteroidea; Forcipulatida; Asteriidae. The transcript is spliced from 26 exons. Gene Ontology annotation, biological process: pteridine-containing compound metabolic process. The coding region runs from base 282 to 4091 and encodes 1269 amino acids. The record is from RefSeq and is a predicted model, not a curated record. Gene Ontology annotation, molecular function: zinc ion binding; cobalamin binding; methionine synthase activity.